CGUUGCUGUUGUUGCGGUUCGACCACCUGAGGCGGCGCCACAAAGUCUGGGGGUGCGUCUUCUCGCCUCUCGGGAUUGACGAAUCUUUUCAUGUGCGGUGAAUGGGAAUCGACGGCUAUGGAUUCAAAAUUCAUGGGCGUUGGGGUUGAAAGGUCAUGGUAUAUGUACAAUGUGCCACGCAGGUGGACACAUGUUGUUCGCGAGCUAAGGCGCGCGCGUGUUGGACGCGUUUCGUGGUUCUCGUGAUGUCUUUGCUAGCCUCACGCGGGAGUGCCUGCGUCUGGCGUCUGACAAGGUGCAGGGUCCAUUCAAGUGCUGUGCACUUCUAUUCAUGUCCGUCAAGAUCGUGGUCUAAUCGAUUCUGUGAUGUAAUGGAUAUCACGUUGAAUGGAAGUGGCAUCGUGUAUCUUUAUAUCAAAUCACCCUCAUACUCGUGUUGUGUUAGCUUGCGUUUCGUGAUAUCGAAGCGGCAAGGGAACGCUACAAGGAGGUGUCUUAUUUUGAGUUCAUCUGCAUUUGGGUGUGCGCUAAUGAUUCCCACGUCAUGUUGCUUCGAGUCGUGCAUGUAAUACUAUCAGAACACGAUUCUUAGAGGGGCCGAAGUGCAAUUAUUUGUGCGUGAUUUUUGUCAUGUUGCUAAUGAGAUCGUAAAUUAUAUCUAUGACACGAAGUUCAGAAAUAAACUGCAGGAAAGCACGAACAAUGUGACAUGUGCACCG
This is a messenger RNA of Suillus bovinus, 719 nucleotides long. RefSeq lists its product as uncharacterized. The coding region runs from base 156 to 569 and encodes 137 amino acids. The transcript is spliced from 3 exons. The record is from RefSeq and is a predicted model, not a curated record. NCBI's taxonomy places the organism in Eukaryota, Fungi, Basidiomycota, Agaricomycetes, Boletales, Suillaceae.